Messenger RNA from Fibroporia radiculosa, 1767 nucleotides. RefSeq lists its product as uncharacterized. The record is from RefSeq and is a predicted model, not a curated record. Lineage: Eukaryota; Fungi; Basidiomycota; Agaricomycetes; Polyporales; Fibroporiaceae. The coding region runs from base 1 to 1767 and encodes 588 amino acids. Gene Ontology annotation, molecular function: transcription coregulator activity. Gene Ontology annotation, biological process: regulation of transcription by RNA polymerase II. Gene Ontology annotation, cellular component: core mediator complex; mediator complex. The transcript has 6 exons.
AUGGAAGAACCCCCAUGGAAAAGGCUCAGGCUGUCCCUCGAGAGACCUUACAAAGAUGAUGCCGGCCAGCCCAUCCCAGCCCUGCUCGAUAUUACCCCAGAUGGACAGUACGUCCACGAGCCAAAGGAAGACGCCGCUGCCCAGGUAGGAGAGAAUCUUCGCAGGAUAUUUCUCGAGCGUGGUCUCGACUUCUUCGACAAGAGGAAGCAUGAGCGCGACAUGAUCAUGGAGCCGGAUGUCCAUGUUGAGGAUGAAGGCGAAGGGAACUUUCACGAGAAGGAAGAGCCCGAAGGUCUCAAGCAGCCAAUGACUCCAGAGGAGUUGUUCAAGAUGCGCAUGGAGAUAUUGCCACAGCUCCACAUUGCAUUUGGUGAGAUGUCACAAGCGCGUGAUCUACUUUCCCUCUUACUCGCGGCGACGAUGCCGCCUGAGGCGGCACCUAGUUUAGCACUUGAUGCACAACCUAGCUCACAGCCACAGCAGUCGACGUUGACUGCCACAGUUGUUACCAAGCCACCCCCAAUAUCUUCUGUGCGAGCUUUUAAUGCGCAGCUUGUCGUGGGAGGAAAAGACCGGGCACUUAGACAAGCAGCGGAUCUCUUCAAGUUUGCCGCAGAGAAGAUGGAGUCUGGCCGCUUGAGGAGCGAGACGUAUUGGGUCGAUGCACUCCGAAUCCGAAGAGGAAACUGGGGUCUUGUCCCGGCACCACUGCCACUUGGCUCUGCAACUGGCAAGGGCGCCGACAAGACUUCCAAGGAUUUCCUCAUUUCAUUCGGCAUGGAAGAAUCUCCGCCGCUUUUCAGACGAAGAGCUAUCGCUCGCAUCCCCACGUUGGGAAUUGACGGAAAUGCUCUCGAGUUCCCUUUAAGGCAGCGCACUCGGCUGCAUGUGUCAGUCAUCACGACGGGCGCAUCUGGGUCUCGUCACUCUGUUCGGAAUGUCAUCAAAAUCAUCGACAAUACGUCUCUAGAAGGCUCACUACGUGCCGCCCAGGCGGAAGUUGUUGAGCAAGAGAUAUUUUCAGCUCUAAUCAAGGAAGCUAGCACCCUCCCAACUGCAUCCGCUCGUGUUUCAGAAAGGCUGAUUGUAAUUGAAGCGGACCAAGGGACGGACUUGCAGUUCGAACUUAUUGACGAGGGCGCUGUGCUGCCGUCACCUUUCCCAGGUAAUGGAUCUGAUGUAUGCGAUCUGAUAUUCGCGGCGCUGCAUGUCCUAUUGCUCCGAGCUCACGCACUUGUGAAAGCGGAACGCUUGAGGCGUAUUGGAAGUCGGACGUCAGCCCCACUCGGUAUAAUUCAGCCACCUCCAAUAUUGCAGCCCGUCAUCGACAUGAUGCAAUACAGGGCAUUUUGCGAUCGAGUGUAUUCGGAGAUCAACAGGAAAGUGCAGGCGUUGAGGCAGGCAGGAGUACCUGCAAGUCUUCAGUUUGAAGCUGUCGGUGGCAGCGGAGAGGAAUUUAUCGCACACUUGCGGGAAAACAGGGCCAGGCCAAUAGGUGGGCAAGCCCUAAUCCGUAUUGACAACCGACAUUCCCUUCGGUUCACGUUCCUCUCACCGUCCAUGCUCAUCGCGCAUCUUCCCCAAGCCACCAUGGGUAUCGCUUCAAUACCGCAACUUUCCCAACUUCUCGGUGAUGAGAUGGGCGCGUGUCUCCUCAAGGGAAUAUGCGAUAUUGGCACAGAACGCUGUGGUUCUGUGAACGGUACAUGGUUCGUCGACACACUCACUGGGCGGGGCGUUGGGCGGUGGGAAGGCUGCGUUCUGUGA